Dimorphilus gyrociliatus is the source of this 1357-nucleotide messenger RNA. NCBI's taxonomy places the organism in Eukaryota, Metazoa, Annelida, Polychaeta, Dinophilidae. The record is from the annotation of a GenBank genome assembly.
CUCAAUCCUUUGCGAACUUACUGAACAUGGCACCUACAACAAUGUACAUGCUUAAAUUCGAUAGAUGUAAACUUAGAGCCAGAAAGGACUUCUCUUGUGGUGAAAACGAUUGUCUAGUUUCAAUAUUUGAGGCAACACCUUGUAAAAUUAUAGUUGAAUUUGAUGGAAGCGCUGAAGCAGGAAGAAUUGGUUUUUGCCGAGAGAUAUCCCAUAAAAAACAAGUAGACGCAAUUAUCGACAGAAUAGAUAAAAUUAGAUUGAAGCCUGAACAGGAUAGAUUCGUUUGUUCUGGAAAUGAAGAAAGAUUUAGAAGCAAGAUUACUGAACAAAUUUUGAAAGGAGAUCCAAUUAAAUUUAUCCUUCCAGCAUUUCCAGGAAAGUCCAAAAAUAAUCGGACCAAAACUCUUUCACACAAACCAGAUAUGGCGGAGUUGUUGUCCUUAAGACAUUUAGAAGAAUUCUGCUACGACGUUCGGGAUAUUUAUAGUGAAGGAGUUGAAUUUGUCAUUUUUGGCGAUGGAAGACUAUACGGUGAAAUUUUGGAAUACGGUGACAAUGUAAUUCAAGAGUACAUAGAUAUAUUUUGCAGUUUUAUUAAAAACAACCAAUUGAAAUAUGAAGAUGCAGAUUCGCUUUACGGAAAUUUAAACUUUGACGAAGUUCGCCAGAAAGUUUAUAAACUAUACGAAGUUGAUUUAGCCACUGUUGACAAACUUAUUAGAACUAAUGAGAAUAUUAAUAGAGUAUAUCUUGGUUUCUUAAGAUUUUUUCAAGAUGAAUUUGCAACAACAGACACUUUUCAAAAUGUUUCAAACAAGGAAAAGAAGAGAAUUCUUAAAGAAAAAGCCAGACGUUUAAUAAGAGCAAAUUUAACCUACAGUAACAUGAUUCAAAAUAUAUAUUCCGACUAUUUAAGAUUUUCCAUCCACGCUCAUGACAAUUCGGAAAAAGUAGGCAUAAGCUUAAGCGACUCCAGAUCUUCAGGUUCUCCGUGGCACAAUUGCGCUAUAAAGAUGAAAGAUGGGACAUGGAACUUUAUAAAAAGAAAAGAGGCGGAAGAGAAAAACGCUAUUCUAAGGGGUAAUAUCGGCAGUGAGGAUAUCGACAGCCUACCUUAUUUCGAAGAAGUGUAAAAUAAAUAUUUACUAUUCUUUUACUACCUGGCAAAAUAAAAUUUUUGCUGCUUCCCUAAGUGUAAAAAUUGAUAAUUUGAUAUCUAUCAAUCUAUCUAUCAAUAAACGUUUUCUUCAUACGAAGAGAAUGAAAGAGAAAGAGAGAGAGAGAGUGAGAGAAUACUUGAAUUACACGCAUUUUACUAACAAUAAAGAACAGGGUCAAAAAUACAACCUAUAACUCA